Molecule: messenger RNA, 2182 nt
Organism: Cervus elaphus (red deer)
Lineage: Eukaryota; Metazoa; Chordata; Mammalia; Artiodactyla; Cervidae
Gene: LARP7
Product: La ribonucleoprotein 7, transcriptional regulator
Exons: 13
Coding region: 177-1919 (580 amino acids)
Biological process (GO): RNA processing
Cellular component (GO): nucleus
Molecular function (GO): mRNA binding
Source: RefSeq, a predicted model, not a curated record
AGCUUACGCCUGCGACGUAAACGGCGGUCGCACAGCCUUUAGGCCUAUCUUUUCCAAGGCGUUCGGAAGAAGUGUCGCUCGUGUGACGCUAAAAUAACUACGACUGUAAGGUUCAGGGGACGCGAAGGACUGAAGAACGCAGUCUCUGGCCCUGUAUUUUGGGAAUUUGACAAAAAAUGGAAAUUGAAAGUGGAAAUAAAGAAAAGGCAAUGGAAGAAGAAAGCAUAGAAAAGAAAAAAGAAGUAGAAAAAAAGAAAAGGUCUAGAGUUAAACAGGUGCUUGCAGAUAUUGUGAAGCAAGUGGACUUCUGGUUUGGAGAUGCAAAUCUCCACAAGGAUAGAUUUCUUCGCGAGCAGAUAGAAAAAUCUAGAGAUGGAUAUGUUGAUAUAUCACUUCUUGUGUCCUUCAACAAAAUGAAAAAAUUGACCACCGAUGGAAAGUUAAUAGCCAGAGCACUGAAAAGUUCUGCUGUUGUAGAGCUGGAUUUAGAAGGCACCAGAAUCAGAAGGAAAAAGCCGCUGGGUGAGAGACCCAAGGAUGAGGAUGAGCGGACAGUGUAUGUGGAACUGCUUCCCAAAAAUGUUAACCACAGCUGGAUUGAGAGAGUAUUUGGGAAAUGUGGCAAUGUUGUUUAUAUAAGUAUACCACAUUAUAAGUCUACUGGGGACCCAAAGGGAUUUGCCUUCGUGGAAUUUGAAACAAAAGAACAAGCUGCAAAAGCUAUUGAGUUUCUUAAUAACCCACCAGAGGAAGCACCGAGAAAACCUGGUGUAUUUCCCAAGACAGUGAAAAACAAGCCCAUUCCUGCUCUGACAGUAACUGAAGAAAAGAAAAAGAAGAAGAAGAAGAAAGGCCGAACCAAGAAAGAUGACAAUAUCCAGCCCAAGGAGUCAAAUAUGGACGUAACCAAGGAAAGUAUCUGUAAAAAAAGAUCAAGGACCACAUCUGAGAGCUCUGAAGUAGAGGUUACUGAACCCCAAAAGCAACCCACAAAGAAAAAGAAAAAACGAGAAAAAACUGAAGUAUCCAGCUUACCUUUAGUCAAAGCAGGAAAGAGGAAAAGAAGCAGCUCUGAAGAUGCAGACUGCCUCGCUCCCAAAACGAAAGCUAAGAAAGUGUCUCAGAAAGACAAUGUUAAAAAAGAAGCUCCAGAAGUUUGUAAAGAAAACAAAGAAUUAGAAGUCUCUACGGAAGAGGAAAAGGAUACUGGAGAUAUAAAAGACGGAUCCCUACUGAAAGCAAAAAGAAAGCAUAAGAAAAAACAUAAAGAGAGGCAUAAGAUGGGAGAAGAGGUUAUUCCAUUACGAGUGCUAUCGAAGACAGAAUGGUUGGAUUUGAAGAAAGAGUAUUUAGCACUGCAAAAAGCCAGCAUGGCUUCUUUAAAAAAAACAAUAUCCCAAAUAAAGUCACAAUCAGAAAUGGAAACAAAUGGAGUGCCUACUAAUUCCGGAAUGAAAAGUGAAAAAACAAACAGUGAAGAGUGUGGUCCCCAGGAGAAAGUUAAUGCAGCAGGACCACAGUUUGUGAGUGGUGUGAUUGUGAAGAUCAUUAGCACCGAGCCUUUACCUGGCAGGAAGCAAGUCAGGGAUACUUUGGCAGCAGUCUCAGAGGUUGUUUAUGUUGAUUUGCUGGAAGGAGAUACGGAAUGCCAUGCUAGAUUUAAAACUCCUGAGGAUGCUCAAGCAGUAGUAACUGCACAUUCAGAAAUUAAAAAGAAACACUGCUGGAAACUAGAGAUUCUUUCUGGUGAUCAUGAACAGAGGUAUUGGCAGAAGAUUUUGGUAGAUAGGCAGGCCAAACUUAAUCAACCUCGUGAAAAGAAAAGAGGCACUGAGAAGUUAAUCACCAAAGCUGAAAAGAUUAGACUCGAAAAGACUCAACAAGCAAGUCAACACAUCAGAUUUUCUGAAUAUGACUGAAAAAAAUUUUUUGUUCACCUCUUCAGGUUUCACUGGAUACUAGAGCUAUUCUUAGGAAUAUCUUUUUUUUAUGGUGGUAAUGCAUAAUGUUUUUCUAAAACCUACAUUUAAUUAAAUAGUUUUUCUUUAACUUGUAAAUACGACUUUUCCUGGAGACAGUUACAUUGUUUACCACAGUUUUUCUGUAAACGUUGCAUUUGUUGAAAUUAUAUGACACAAAUCAACCUCAAAGUGAUUUAGAAAAUAAAUGUGUUUGAAAUUAU